Molecule: messenger RNA, 1390 nt
Organism: Cryptotermes secundus
Lineage: Eukaryota; Metazoa; Arthropoda; Insecta; Blattodea; Kalotermitidae
Exons: 2
Coding region: 69-812 (247 amino acids)
Source: RefSeq, a predicted model, not a curated record
AGUCGACCGUUUAAACGUGGUGGAGAGUGGAGGAUAAAUAAGUAACCAGCAAUUCCAAGCGUAGCUGAAUGGAGAGAGUUGGAAAGCAAAAAAGAGAGGUGGUGCCUGUAAAUAGGAGCAUGGACACACCCAAGAAAAGUUAUGGCCGUCACAAGAACUCCUUCUGGAAGCCAGGAGAAGGUGUGAACCAACAUUUCGAUGUCCGACAUCGGUUACUGGAAACAUACCGUAAGAAGAUUCCGUGUCGUUGGGAGAACCAGCCUCGUGGCGGUCACAAACAACGAUGCUUCUCUCACCUCAAAAACUCCUCUGUACCGCCCAAAAAAUGUGACAUGGGAAAAGCACAGCUACACAGAAAAUGGGCGACUGCAUCAACUUGCUCUAAGAAGAACAAAAACCAGCAGGACUUGCGUUUUAAAAUCUUGCAGAUUCGCACGCAGAAGUGUUCUCAGCCCGAUGAAGCAGCCAACUGUGUCCACAAGAGUAAACCUCGGAAACCAGAGCUUAAGGCUGCUGCUUCCGGUUGGGCCAGAGUCGCAGUCACUAGUCUUCGAGCUCUGAUCCUAUCCAAGACAACCAACCGUAACCCCAAAUCUGGUGUUGCUGUAAGCGCGAAGAAUUUUAAGAAUGGAUAUGACGCGAAACAUGAGAGCAACACUUCAGAAGUCAUGUUUCAGAGAAGGGAGAGACGUUUUAAAUCAGAUUGUAGUUUUAAAGAAAACAGAAUUGUUUCUGGCGAUUCAGUUACACUGGUACUUACUGGAAAAGGUGAUUCAAACAAUGAUGACACUUUAACGGAGCAGUACGAGUAGGACAUACUCAUAAUUAAAACAUAUGCCGAAAUCUGGGAGGAAGAUAAUUCUCCAGUCGACAGUACUUCCAUUUGCAAUAUCCCAAAGGAGAGGCCGAGAGUGUCUGAUUGUUUGUCUCAGAAACUUGUUUAUAAAAAUAGAGAGGAUAAAGAUAAAUUUCGAAGUGCAAGAGAUGGCAACAAGUUCCAGGGCCAUGAGUCAAAGUCAGAUGAAUUGCGGGAAAAAAUAGAAACGACGCCUGGCAGUAAAUUUACUGUAAAAAAUACGACAUCUACAAACGAAUUACACAGAUGCUGUAGGUGGGACUGCUUUCAACAGAUUUAAGUGGAAGUAACGCCUAUAACGAACGUUUGGAUUUGUCGAUAACGAAAAACACAUCUUGUAUAUGCACAGAAAGUGCGAACGGAGGGCUAAAUGGCAAAGAAGAAGACAGGGACAAUGCCUUGAGCCCGCUUCCAAUGUCACAACCUCAACAGGGCGCCCUGGGGAUUUGCGUCCUACAAAUAUUUAUUAUCAGAUGACGAUGAGGACAACGAUGUUCCGGACCCGCGUACAGACGACAAUUUGUUCCACGUAAA